AUGGCAUCAACGCCCGUUGUGCAAUCGUUAACGACAACUUCAGCCGCCUGGUCAUCAUUACCUUCAACUACAGCCUCUGACACGCCUCUCACCGUUCUUGUUCGUAGAAGUAUCGACGGCACCUCGGAUUUCUUCCCCUUCCUCGACAUUGCCGGUCUCGGCUCAGGUUCCGAUGAUGUCGAUUCAGGACUCACCUUCAAAGAACUCUUCGCCACCAACCUAGAUGGAGGUCAAGAGAUAAUUUUAUUCAAUUCCGGAUGCCUGAUUGACGGCGUAACCGACUGCACGCGCGCAUGCAACAGCUCGAACCUGUUCUUCAGCUCACUGGAAACAUUCUACAACUGUGCUGCCUUGGCUGCAGCAGCACAUUGGACUCAGGAGUCGGGGCCUUACUAUGUCAGCGAAGAGACGGAACGAAAUGCCAGUGCUGUGAUGGGCUCUGGUUCUUUGGCCGACUUUGACGGACGACCAGUGCUCAGGUCUCUCAUUGCUUGUGCCCAGGAUGCGUGCGAGAAUGAUGGCCUGAGCAAACCUUGCAACCGACCGAUUGAUCGCCUCUCAUACGGUGAAUCAACCCCUGAGGAAAUAUUUGAGGCCUUGGAUGAGUUUUGUCCCGAAUUACCAGCCGAAGUCAACCCAGAUAUCUUUGGUCCAGGUGUUCUCAUCUCAUACGUUCUUCAAGUAUGCUUUGCUGCGACUCUGUACUUGCUUCUCAAAGGUUUCACUCUUUGGGUUACCAUCACACAAGAUACCAGUCGCCGCAAAUCAGAGCCCAAGCCUUAUCGUCUGAAGCGCAGCCUGACCCGGAUUGAGAGUAUGAUCUGGCGCGACUCCGGUGGCUUGUCACGUACAAGCAUAGCCAUCGCAACCACAUUGGUCGAAUUUCAAGAAGCCCAAUGUUGGUUCGUCUUUGCUGUGCAAAUUGCAUCCAUUCUUGCUAUUGUUGUCAACUCUCAAGAGGGUACUUUCUGGGGCGAAAUUGUCGUGAAUGGUGCCAUUGCCUUUCAUGUCAGUCAGAAUGGCAUUCUGCCCAUGUUCCUUGUCCAGAUUUGCCUUCAUGGUGAAGGAAUUCGCAACUGGCACACAUUCCUAGGCUUCUUUAUGGAGUAUCUUCUCGCCAUUGUGGCAACGUCGCAAAAGAUUUAUUUCAAGGAUGCAUUUGCCCUGUUCAAAGGCCAAAAUGAAAUCGAAGCAUGCGGCUUCAAUCCAAGUCCGAGAACCUAUUGUGCUGCAACGCAAGGCAUCGACGGGCAGGGGUUCAGCUUCUUUCCUCAUCCUCUGCUAUACAAGAUGACUUUUCUCAUUCUUGAUACCAUUGCCAUCGUAGCAUUGGUGGCUGAUCAACUGGCUUGGACACUUCGGAAGCAUCACCUUACCAAGCACGUCCAAUUUGGGUCGUAUCGCCUUGGUCGAUGGCCUCGCUGGGGCAAACAGAGACGAGGGCUUUUUGUAAAAAUAUGGUUCUGGCGUAUUCUCGAAGUUGCGUAUCUUGUUAUUAACAUUCUGUAUAUGAUUUCUCUCACAAAAGUCAUCAAUGCGGAGAGCUUUGCAGCCAACAGGUGGUCAUAUGGACAGAUCAUCGCGGUCACUGUAUGGGGACCCGUCAUCGUCAAAUUGUUCGAUCUCUUGCUGUCUGGACCUCCCAAGAACGGCAUGAGGCUUAACUCGGGUCCACCAAGGUUGCGCAUCGACAACGUUAUAAACGGUCGAGUGGGGACAUCUGCAGAUGAAUGCGUUAUCGAUGAUGACAACGAGACUGGCGACAAAUGUGAUGGCCCACUACCACGACCUGAAAGACAAGAAUUUAGGAUUCGAGCAUCUGACACUUUGCAACUGGGGAGUCUCAGUCGUGAGCUUCAACGGGAAGAGGUAAUAGAAGGAGAAAGAAGCGUCGCGACACCUGACGAGAUGUGGUCUCAGAGCAGUAUGAAGAAGGGUUCAUGA
Molecule: messenger RNA, 1944 nt
Organism: Fusarium venenatum
Lineage: Eukaryota; Fungi; Ascomycota; Sordariomycetes; Hypocreales; Nectriaceae
Source: RefSeq, a predicted model, not a curated record